Theobroma umbraticum is the source of this 431-nucleotide messenger RNA. RefSeq names its product scopoletin 8-hydroxylase-like. The record is from RefSeq and is a predicted model, not a curated record. NCBI's taxonomy places the organism in Eukaryota, Viridiplantae, Streptophyta, Magnoliopsida, Malvales, Malvaceae.
GUGGUUUGUAUGUAAAAAUUCCAGAAAGCAUGGAUUUGGGAAAGAAAGGAGAGUGGGUCGAGAUUCCUCCUAUACCUGGUGCCUUGGUUAUCAACAUUGGUGAUAUGCUACAGAUAUUAAGCAAUGGAAGGUACAAAAGUGCAGAGCAUAGAGUUCGUACAACAAGCGCCAAGUCGAGAGUGUCAGUACCGAUAUUUACGAGCCCAAAGCCAACAGAGAAGAUUGCACCAUUGCCUCAAGUAGUAAAGGAAGAUGGAGUGACUCGUUAUAAAGCGUUUGUGUUUGCAGAUUAUAUGAAUAGCUUUUUCGGAAAUGCACAUGAUGGCAAGAAGUCCCUUGAUUUUGCACAGAUUAAUUCUGCUUGAUCUGGAUUCUGAGUUAUAUUUUAUUCCUGGCCUUAAUUCUAACUUUCUCUUGCCUUCUUAAUUAUU